AUGAUCAUGGCAUUCAAGGACGAUGACAGUUCUGGAUUUGGAAGCAUCAAAAGACUAUUCCACACUGAAAAGGUCGAUAUAAGUGAUCUAAAUGCUGGGGAUCAUGAUACCAUUCAGAGCAAUCCAUACGAUCAUCUCAACGAGGCAGCUACAUCGCAUAAUAUUCCUCAGGAGAGCCAAGGGUGGUGGAAGAGAAAUGUCAAGAAAAUCAGAGAGACAAACGGUCAGACAAAAAGAUAUGUUCAAUUGCCAGAAUCGGCUCCACUGAUCUUCCCAUAUCUGGAUGCAGCGAUAGAGCAAAAUGUGGAGGCACCACAAGGAUUCACAAAGAAGAUGGAUGUUGCAGGCGACUGGGUCCAAGAUUACAUGGACAGGAAAGCCCAUGCAAAUCUGGUACAUUCCUCUCAAUCAGUCCCACAUUACAAAAUCACUAACGAUUCACAAGGAGCGUGA
Penicillium malachiteum is the source of this 453-nucleotide messenger RNA. RefSeq lists its product as uncharacterized. The record is from RefSeq and is a predicted model, not a curated record. The transcript has a single exon. Bases 1 to 453 code for a protein of 150 amino acids. Lineage: Eukaryota; Fungi; Ascomycota; Eurotiomycetes; Eurotiales; Aspergillaceae.